Molecule: messenger RNA, 1545 nt
Organism: Arctia plantaginis
Lineage: Eukaryota; Metazoa; Arthropoda; Insecta; Lepidoptera; Erebidae
Source: the annotation of a GenBank genome assembly
AUGGCGCAAUAUGAUGUCAUACCUUGUUACGAAGAUGAAGAUAUGUUCGAAGACAGAAACGACAAUGUAACAGAUUUGCACGCAUACUAUAUGUCCCAAUUUAAUUUAGAACUAGAAAAUAGUAACAGAAAUAAGAAAUCUGAUUGUUUCAAGUAUGGGGUUGAAGAAAGCUUUGAUUUUGAAGUUCUAGAGAAUUGGGAUACGUCUGCCAAUAACCAAACCGAAUUUGGUAUGAUAGAUGAUGUUAUAGAAAGUAAUAUAAACGAACAAAAUAUUAAAGAAGUACUUUUAGAUCUAGAUAGUAUUGAUUUCGAAGAUAAAACCUAUAAAGUCGAAAGCUACAAAGUCAACGAAAACAAAUCAUAUCAACCGAACAACGAUUAUAUAGACGACGAGUCAUUGAUCGACGAACUAUGUAGAGAAGAUAAUGAAUCUUGUAGGCUAACACCUGAUUUUAAUGAAGAAUAUUUAAGUCCUGAUACCACAGAAAAGAACAUUCUACCGUCAAUAGACACUGUGCUUUCUAAGCGCUAUUGUAACUAUAAUGUUGAAAAUAUUCAAAUGAACGAAUAUAAUAAUAUUAAUGUUCAGCAAACUAUGUGUCCCAUGGAUAGUCUAGAACAAUACAGCUAUCCAAAUAAUAUCCUUUAUAACUUAGAAGAGAAAAAGUAUGUAUUACCAGAUACACCGACGAGUUGUAAUGAAUUCAAUUUUGAUAGGGGUGAAAGAAAAAUAUCAGUAUCAGAAUCUGUUGAAAGUGAUGUGCAAAGCAACAGCUAUUACGAUGAAAAUUCAGAGAAUUUCGAAGAAGAAGACUUGUUUAUAAAUUUAGAUGAUUUUGGGUUUACGUUUGAGGAGACGAACAAUGUAACUACAGAUGAUAAUAAACCUAUGAAUCAUAGAAAAAAUGAUAAGGAAAAAGUGCAAGGCGAGAGAACAUGUUUGUGGGAGCAUUGUAACGAAAGAUAUCCAAAUCAAAAUCUACUGGUGGAACACAUCGAGAGAGCUCACGUCAACACCUACAAAGGCGAUGAAUUCAGUUGUUUGUGGCGGGAUUGUGCAAGGGAGCGACGCGCUUUCAACGCAAGAUACAAACUCCUCAUUCAUAUGCGCGUCCACAGCGGACACAAGCCAAAUAGAUGUCAUCAUCCUGGAUGUGGUAAAGCGUUCUCUCGUUUGGAAAACCUGAAGAUCCACGUUCGGUCUCAUACUGGCGAAAGGCCUUACGCCUGCCCAGCGCCUCACUGCAGAAAAGCGUUUUCGAACUCUUCAGACAGAGCUAAACAUCAAAGAACACACUUUAAUGCUAGACCUUACGCCUGCGGUGCCAUCGGCUGUGGUAAGAGAUACACAGACCCAUCUUCUCUUCGAAAGCAUGUCAAGACUCACCCCCAUAUUACCAGCAUUCCCAGAACCUGCAUACCACCCUCUAGAACAAUGAGGAAGCCUGAUCAGGAGCAGACUGUUCCAAGAUCACCAGCAAAAUUGACCACCCUUCGGUGUAUCAGGGAUAAAUUGACAGUACCUAGAUUGCAGAAACUGUAG